Molecule: messenger RNA, 1509 nt
Organism: Daphnia carinata
Lineage: Eukaryota; Metazoa; Arthropoda; Branchiopoda; Diplostraca; Daphniidae
Product: mitochondrial E3 ubiquitin protein ligase 1-like
Exons: 4
Coding region: 88-1260 (390 amino acids)
Biological process (GO): protein ubiquitination; organelle organization
Molecular function (GO): ubiquitin-protein transferase activity
Source: RefSeq, a predicted model, not a curated record
AUAGUCGCCAACACUACCUUUGCAUGAGAUGAGAUAAUUCGACGAAGAACAGUUAUGUUAGAAAAGGGCUAGGGGCAAGGUAAAGAAAUGGAAAUUGUUUCUGAACUUGUUCGCGAGGGUAUCUUUCUUAGUUUGGACGUUGUUAUUUUAGGGUUCAUUUAUAAAUCUUACGAGUCAUGUGCUGCCUAUAUUCAGGCACUUAAGGAAGCAGAACAAGUUGAAAUAUCGGAGCUUAGUCAGCUGGCAGCCCCCAAAAGUCAACCAAGGAGCUGGCUUCAGUUUUGGACAAAAAAUAAAUCAGCACCUACCACAUCAGGAACUCAGAAUGACUUUAGAUAUGUGUGUCUGAGAGGGAUAGUGGAGCCACUUGACAAAUCAAAAUUACUGAAGAGUACAGACAACAAAAGCACUGGAGUGAUUCAAAAAAUUAUAACUAAAGAAGUUGCCAAAGUUCGCAAUUGGACAAGGCUGUGGGUUCAUGAGGAAAGAAUUGUAAAAAAUUUUCAGCAUGAAGUUCCUUGGGGUUUGAAAUCACAAGAAAUAUCCAAUCCUCCUGUCUUUCUUUUAAAUGUUAAAAUAGCCAAUGCUACUAAGCAGACAGUAGUCCAAGUUAUAGAAGGAUUAACGGCCGAUCGUCUUGAUAUAGCUGUCGUCAGAAAUGAGUUCACUCCUGCUGCCUUUUCCCCAUCUGGUUGGCUCGGCGGAUGGGUUAGUGGUGUUCAGCUCAAGGGAAUUAAUGAAGUUGAAGAAAUGGUUAUUGACGGUUCGCUAAUGACAGCCGUCGGUGAAUUAGUCGUAAGCAGCGAUGGUACCAUGCAGCUGAGAUCACCAAGCAAUUCUGACCAAGCUUUACCGUUUAUUCUUUCUACUUUGCCUUACAGCGCACUGCUGAGCACCUAUGAAACCCGUAUCAGCGUUUGCAAGUGGAGUCUAUUCUUUUUUGGUGGCGUUGGCAUAGUUCUUUGUUAUCUUAUGAUUCGCAAAAUUCAUGAUGGUCGACGACAUGCCAGAGAAGAAGACGAUAUUCUUCGUGAUCUUUGCGAGUCACGUCGGUCAACUGGAGAAAAUGAUGACCUACCGGAAGAGCAGCGCUGCGUAAUAUGCCUGGUUCGAAAUCGGGAAGUUAUUGUUCUUCCAUGCGGUCACUUUUGCCUCUGCGCCGAUUGUAUGGUAGGCAUCAGGCGGGAAAAUAUACUACAGAGGAAUUGCCCCAUGUGCCGACAAAGAAUUAAGCAAAUUAAAAGAGCUUUUGUUCCUUAAGUAGCUUUUGCCUUGUUUUGGAUGAAAUCUUUGACAUAAAAAAAGAUGCCCUACACAACAAUGUCUCUAAAUCUUUUGAGGCAUUAUAAUAUAGGAAAUUAUGUCAGUUAUUCGUGAUGUAAUACAGCCGACCAUUUAUUAUUGGAGUAAAGUUUUAUCAUAACAAAAAUAUUGUGACGAAACUGAUUCAAAGUUUAUUGAAUGAAAAUCACCCAUAUUUAAUCAAUUAAUAAACAAUAAUCCGUAAAA